GCUUCCCGAUCCCCGCAGCAGAUGACGCCUGCGUCUAAUCUUCUUGCUAUGUUUUUUCUUAAUAAAGACAAAAAAGGAAGGCGGAUUGGGCAAGCUUCUAAAAGGAGACCAAUACCGAAGCAAGCUUCGAAGGAGAGGCAGCACCAGUGUUUCGUGAUUUAAUCACUCUCCAUAAUUCUGAAGAGAGUAUGCAGCCAACUUCACAUGUCAACCGGCGGCUCGCGAUAAUCUCCGCUCAUUUUCUCCCUUCCGAUCUCCAGAUGGAGGGGGACACUUCUUCGAAUUUGAGUCGGGCGAAUUGCCGAGCGACAGGUGGAGCACCGGGGUUCAAAGUGGCAAUUCUGGGAGCUGCAGGAGGCAUUGGUCAACCUCUGGCCCUGUUGAUGAAGAUGAACCCAUUGGUUUCUGCUCUCCAUCUCUAUGAUGUCGUCAAUACUCCCGGCGUCACUACUGAUAUUAGUCACAUGGACACUGGCGCCGUGGUGCGAGGGUUUUUGGGGCAGAAGCAGCUGGAGGAUGCCCUUAUAGGCAUGGACUUGGUAAUCAUUCCGGCCGGUGUCCCUCGCAAACCUGGGAUGACAAGAGAUGAUCUCUUCAAUAUAAAUGCUGGAAUUGUUAAAACUCUGUGUGAAGCAAUUGCUAAGUUUUGUCCAAAGGCGAUCGUCAACUUGAUAAGUAAUCCUGUUAACUCCACCGUUCCAAUUGCAGCCGAGGUUUUCAAAAGAGCGGGUAUUUAUGAUCCCAAGAGACUCAUGGGCGUGACGAUGCUUGACGUUGUUAGAGCCAAUACAUUUGUAGCUGAAGUCUUGGGUCUUGAUCCGAGGGAUGUAGAUGUCCCAGUUGUUGGGGGACAUGCAGGGGUCACAAUUUUACCUCUUCUUUCUCAGGUGAAACCCGUUUGCUCUUUCACCCAAAAUGAAAUUGACUACUUGACUGAUCGUAUACAAAACGGCGGAACAGAAGUUGUGGAGGCUAAAGCUGGAGCUGGCUCUGCAACGCUAUCAAUGGCAUAUGCUGCUGCUAAAUUCGCAGACGCAUGUCUUCGUGGCAUGAGAGGAGAAGCUGGCAUCAUUCAAUGUGCAUUUGUUGAUUCACAGGUAACUGAACUCCCAUUCUUCGCAUCAAGAGUGAGACUGGGCCGUGGAGGAAUCGAGGAAAUCUUAUCCCUGGGUCCCUUGAACGAGUAUGAAAGGGAGGGUCUGGAAAAGGCGAAGAAAGAGUUGGGGGCGAGCAUUGAGAAGGGAAUAUUGUUUAUCAGGAAAUGAUGAGCUGAUGAAUCCGUUUUUUAUUCCGUAAAAUCGUGUCUUACUCUUUUUCUUAUCAAAGCUAUAUUCAAUUGACUGGAGCUGUUUUAAAUUACUCAAUUAUAGUUACAGAAUGUCGCCUAGUUUUACUGAUUACCUCAUAUGCUUAAUUUUCAAAACAAACAAAGAUGUCAAGGAAUAAUAAUUCUGGUUUGGUUCUUAUA
Molecule: messenger RNA, 1468 nt
Organism: Prosopis cineraria
Lineage: Eukaryota; Viridiplantae; Streptophyta; Magnoliopsida; Fabales; Fabaceae
Product: malate dehydrogenase, glyoxysomal-like
Exons: 9
Coding region: 189-1265 (358 amino acids)
Biological process (GO): tricarboxylic acid cycle; malate metabolic process
Cellular component (GO): cytoplasm; chloroplast
Molecular function (GO): L-malate dehydrogenase (NAD+) activity
Source: RefSeq, a predicted model, not a curated record